CGAGACCCGUUGCUAGGAUACCGUCGCCUCAAGUAGCCUAACCAAACUUAGGCUCACGUGACUGGGUUUUACUUUUGCAUCCCACAGAGUCUGAUAGGCUCGGUUUUGUUUGUUUGUUUAUCUAUUGAAAAGCGGUGUGUGCGCAUCGCUAGCAUGGAGAUCGUCAACGUUCUGAUGAAGCGCCGCAGUGAGUUUAACCGGCUGCGUGGCUUCGUAGAUUCCGAUUUUAAAAAGCUGGUGGACAUGUCGCCGGAGCCGAGCACGAGCGAGCACGCUCUCCACAAAGACCAGAGCAUCCAGGCCGGCCAAGAAUUGACCGAGAACGAGGUAAACACGGUGGGCUUGGAGUUCGUCAGCUGCGGGAUGAACCACAUCGAGGGGGGUUGGUCCAAAGACAUCGACCAUGAAAAUAUGGAGCAAACCAUUCGUUUUAGGAAGAAGGCGGGAAAAAAUGAAGCGUACAUAAGCAGCAUCUUACAGCUGGGAAGGGUCAUGGAGUUUUCCAUAAGGCAGAACAACGCCAUCGACAAAUAUGAGCAGUACUUUGAAGAGGAGGAAGAGGAGGAGGAAAACCACGACGUGCCUUACGCCAAAACCGUGACGGUUUUAAGAGAUCCUCACCAGGUGAAGCGAACUGUAUCCGGUCUGUCCUGGAGUCCUGAUAGAGGCAGGAAACUGGCUGUUGCUUAUUCGUCUGUAGAGUUCCAGCAAACUUCCCAGCUGAACACAGACUCUUACAUCUGGGAUGUCGAGAAACCCAGCAUUCCUGAGAUGGUUCUGAAGCCCUCAUCGCCUCUCGUCUGUCUGGAGUACAACCCGAGGGUCUCCUACACUCUUAUGGGAGGCUGCUACAACGGACAAGUUGCUUACUGGGACACUCGGAGAGGCUGUCAAACUGUGGCGUAUUCCUCUGUGGAGCAUAGCCACAAAGAUCCCGUCUACAAGGUCAUCUGGCUUCAGUCCAAGACUGGAACUGAUGCUUUCUCUGCUUCCACUGAUGGACAGGUGCUGUGGUGGGAUGUACGGAAGCUGAGUGAGCCGACUGAGCGGCUGAUCCUGGAUCUUGGGAAGGAGGGGAACCUGGGUCGCGCUUUAGGAGCUAUCUCUCUGGAGUUUGAGAUCACCAUGCCGACAAAGUUCAUGGUGGGGACGGAGGAGGGCUUGAUCAUCUCCUGCAACCGGAAGGCAAAGACUCCCGCAGAGAAGAUUGUCUGCACGUACGACGGCCACCACGGGUCUGUCUAUGCCGUGCAGAGGAACCCCUUCCUCCCCAAAAACUUCCUCACCGUGGGAGACUGGUGUGCACGUAUCUGGUCUGAGGACAUCAAAGAGUCAUCGAUCAUCAACACCAAGCAUGGGGUGUCAGAGCUGAUGGAUGCAUGCUGGAGUCCAGUCAGACCUUCUGUUUUCUUCACCGUAAAGAUGAAUGGCGUGCUGGACGUCUGGGACAUCCUGUUCAGUCAGAGCGACCCCACUUUGAGCGUCAAGGUGUGUGACAGUGGCCUGUACAGCAUCCGUGUUCAGGAGAACGGACACCUGGUGGCGUGCGGAUCUGAGAAGGGCGAGGCAACACUGCUAGAGAUCAGUUCUGGAUUGUCAACCGCGCAGAAAAAUGAGAAAAGUCUAGUCGCUGCUAUGUUUGAACGCGAGACGAAGCGCGAGAAAAUCCUGAUGGGCCGACAGAGAGAGAUCCGUUUGAAGGAGAGGUGUCGGUCGGAGCAGAGCAGAGAAGAGGAGGUUGUGCGGGAGGACGGAGAGGAGAGCCCCCAGGAGCUUCUUGCUCGAGCGGAGAAGGAUUUCUACAGCAUGGUGGAGGCCGAGCUGAAAAGAAGGAGGAAAGGCAAAGAUUUGAGACAGGAACAAGUUUUCAUUGAGGAGGAAAAAUCAGCUGACAAUUCAAAUAAACUGGGGAGCUGAAUAAAUUGACUUUAGUUUUAGGACACAC
Molecule: messenger RNA, 1945 nt
Organism: Oryzias melastigma (Indian medaka)
Lineage: Eukaryota; Metazoa; Chordata; Actinopteri; Beloniformes; Adrianichthyidae
Gene: dnai2b
Product: dynein, axonemal, intermediate chain 2b
Exons: 12
Coding region: 154-1917 (587 amino acids)
Biological process (GO): outer dynein arm assembly; cilium movement
Cellular component (GO): outer dynein arm
Molecular function (GO): dynein heavy chain binding; dynein light chain binding
Source: RefSeq, a predicted model, not a curated record